AUGGAACGCUCAAAGGGAACGCUCAAAAGAGAACGCUCAAAAGGGAACGCUCAAAAGGGAACGCUCAAAAGGGAACGCUCAAAAGGGAACGCUCCAAGGGAACGCUCAAAAGGGAACGCUCAAAAUGGAACGCUCGAAUGGAACGCUCAAAGGGAACGCUCAAAGGGAACGCUCCAAGGGAACCCUCAAAAGGGAACGCUCCAAGGGAACCCUCAAAAGGGAACGCUCAAAAUGGAACGCUCGAAUGGAACGCUCAAAAGGGAACGCUCAAAGGGAACGCUCAAAAGGGAACGCUCCAAGGGAACGCUCAAAAGGGAACUCUCAAAAUGGAACGCUCAAAGGGAACGCUCAAAAGGGAACGCUCAAAAGGAACGCUCAAAAGGGAACGCUCCAAGGGAACGCUCAAAAGGGAACUCUCAAAAUGGAACGCUCAAAGGGAACGCUCAAAAGGGAACGCUCAAAGGGAACGCUCAAAAGGGAACGCUCAAAGGGAACGCUCAAAAGGGAAGGCUCCAAGGGAACGCUCAAAAGGGAACUCUCAAAAUGGAACGCUCAAAGGGAACGCUCAAAAGGGAACGCUCAAAGGGAACGCUCAAAAGGGAACGCUCCAAGGGAACCCUCAAAGGGAACGCCCAAAAGGGAACGCUCAAAGGGAACGCUCAAAAGGGAACACUCAAAGGGAACGCUCAAAAGGGAACGCUCAAAAGGGAACGCUCAAAAGGGAACCCUCAAAGGGAACGCUCAAAAGGGAACGCUCAAAAGGGAACGCUCAAAAUGGAACGCUCAAAAGGGAACGCUCAAAAGGGAACGCUCAAAAGGAAACGCUCCAAGGGAACGUUCAAAAGGGAACGCUCAAAAGGGAACGCUCAAAAGGGAACGCUCAAAAGGGAACGCUCCAAGGGAACGCUCAAAAGGGAACGCUCAAAAUGGAACGCUCGAAUGGAACGCUCAAAGGGAACGCUCAAAGGGAACGCUCCAAGGGAACCCUCAAAAGGGAACGCUCCAAGGGAACCCUCAAAAGGGAACGCUCAAAAUGGAACGCUCGAAUGGAACGCUCAAAAGGGAACGCUCAAAGAGAACGCUCAAAAGGGAACGCUCCAAGGGAACGCUCAAAAGGGAACGCUCAAAAUGGAACGCUCAAAGGGAACGCUCAAAAGGGAACGCUCAAAGGGAACGCUCAAAAGGGAACGCUCCAAGGGAACCCUCAAAGGGAACGCCCAAAAGGGAACGCUCAAAGGGAACGCUCAAAAGGGAACACUCAAAGGGAACGCUCAAAAGGGAACGCUCAAAAGGGAACGCUCAAAAGGGAACCCUCAAAGGGAACGCUCAAAAGGGAACGCUCAAAAGGGAACGCUCAAAAUGGAACGCUCAAAAGGGAACGCUCAAAAGGGAACGCUCAAAAGGAAACGCUCCAAGGGAACGUUCAAAAGGGAACGCUCAAAAGGGAACGCUCAAAAGGGAACGCUCAAAAGGGAACGUUCAAAAGGGAACGCUCAAAAGGGAACGCUCAAAAGGGAACGCUCAAAAGGGAACGCUCCAAGGGAACCCUCAAAUGGAACGCUCAAAAGGGAACGCUCCAAGGGAACGCUCAAAGGGAACGCUCAAAAUGGAACGCUCGAAUGGAACGCUCAAAGGGAACGCUCCAAGGGAACGCUCAAUUUAGGAUGUAACGCAAUUGGGUAG
Messenger RNA from Nematostella vectensis (starlet sea anemone), 1683 nucleotides. Its product is annotated as pre-mRNA-splicing factor 38B-like. The transcript has a single exon. The record is from RefSeq and is a predicted model, not a curated record. The coding region runs from base 1 to 1683 and encodes 560 amino acids. Lineage: Eukaryota; Metazoa; Cnidaria; Anthozoa; Actiniaria; Edwardsiidae.